AAUUAUUUGAUUCAUCAAAAAGUUGCAAUAUUCACAAUAUUCAUUUUCAUCUCACAAAAGUUCAGCAUCAAAACUAGACUUCAUCUCCUUCUCUGGGUUGGUGCAUCUUCUCAAUUCUCAAGAAUUCAGACAAGGGACACACAGGAAAAUCAAUGUGCUCUGUCUCCAAGAACCAUAAAAUUGAAUUGAGAAUUAAUGUUUGUUAUGCCAUUUUACCUUUUGAAUAGACAAAUGUUAGUGAUUAGGUUAGAUUCCAAGGUUUGAAUCCCGGAACUCCUAUUUGAACCUCCUUCAGUGUUGCAUUUAACAAAUUUUGACUAGCCAAGGAAGUACUAUGGAGAAUAGAUCAAAAUCAAAAGUCUUGAUGAAAAGAUAUGAAUUAGGAAGAUUACUAGGCAAAGGAACAUUUGGAAAAGUUUACUAUGGAAGAAGUAUAACAACUAACCAAAGUGUAGCUAUUAAAAUGAUUGACAAGGAUAAGGUUGUAAAAAAUUACCAAGCGGAUAGCAUAAAAAGGGAAAUAUCGGUCAUGAGACUCGUAAAACAUCCUAAUAUCAUACAGCUUUUUGAGGUCAUGGCUACAAAGAGUAAGAUUUACAUUGUUAUUGAAUAUGCUAAAGGCGGCGAGCUUUUCAAGAAACUAGCAAAAGGAAAGUUCAAAGAAGGUGUUGCACACAAAUAUUUCAAGCAGUUAAUUAGUGCAGUUGAUUAUUGUCAUAGUAGAGGUGUAUACCAUAGAGACAUAAAGCCAGAAAACAUUCUAUUAGAUGAGAAUAAGAAUCUGAAAGUAUCAGAUUUUGGUUUAAGUGCUUCUGCUGAAUCAAAAAGGCACGACGGUUUAUUGCAUACAACUUGUGGAACACCUGCUUAUCUUGCUCCUGAAGUCAUCAAACGGAAGGGUUAUGAUGGUUCCAAAGCUGAUAUUUGGUCUUGUGGAGUUGUUCUUUUUGUUUUGCUUGCUGGUUAUGUACCUUUUAAUGACAUCAAUUUGAUGGACAUGUAUAGAAAGAUAAGUAAUGCAGAUUUUAAGUGUCCUAAUUGGUUUCCGAGAAAUGUUAGGAAACUGUUGUGUAAGAUGUUGGAUCCAAAUCCUGACACUAGGAUAUGUAUAGAUAACAUUAAGCAAUGUUCUUGGUUUAAGCAUGGACCAAAUGGUAGACAGAAAAAACAAGUGGAAAACAAUACUAUCUCUUCCUUGGCUACAAACUCUGUAGCAUCGACACAUCUGGUUGAAGGUGUGUCGGUGUCGGUGUCCGACACCGACACGACACCUACACAUGUGACAAAUCAUUCUGAUGGAAGGGACGAAACUGAAAAGCAAGAGUCGGUUGUACCUGUGAGCAUAAAUGCCUUUGAUAUUAUCUCUCUUUCAACUGGUUUUAAUCUAUGUGGAUUCUUUGAAGACAGUUUUAAGAAAAAGGAAGCUAGGUUUACUUCGAGACAACCCGCAUCGGUCAUUAUUUCGAGGAUGGAAGAGAUUGCUAAGAGACUGAAGAUGAAAAUAAAGAAAAGGGCUGCUGGUUUAUUGAAAUUAGAGGGAGUUGAUGAAGGUAGGAAAGGGAUCUUGUGUAUUGAUGCUGAGAUUUUUGAGGUUACUCCAUUUUUUCAUUUGGUUGAAGUGAAAAAAUCAAAUGGAGAUAGAUUGGAAUAUCAGAAAAUAUUGAAUGAUGAUAUUAGGCCUGCUCUUCAAGAUAUUGUUUGGGUUUGGCAAGGUGAAUUACAAGAACAAUCUCAACAGUACGAGCAGCAGUAGCAUCAGCAUCAGCAACAAGCAAAGUCGGAAGAGCCUUAAUUUUUUAUUUUUUUUUGCAUUUCAUACCAUGCCAAUUUUUCAAAAAUAAUGUUGUUUCUGCUUAUCUUUCAUGUGUUUAAGGAUGCCAUGACCUUAUUGUAACAUAAUGUAUCUAAUUUGGCUUGUAAAUGUUGAUUUUCGUGUAUUAUGUAUAGUUUGAUGGAUAACAACCAGUCCUAGUGUCUUCUCAUGUGUUAAAGACAUCGAGGCUGCAUCGGCCGCAUUGGCCCAUAUUUUGCCACAAUAUUAAGGUUAACAGAAUAACCACAUCUACAGCCACAAUUUAAAACUACGUUCAUGUAGUUAGUACCAAAAUAUUUUUCCAGACAGUGAUUAUAAUAUGUAACAGAUUAACUAGACAUUAGUUUUAAGUUCUCUAUCAAUCAUUAUCUUAAUUUGACUUAGAUUUAGAGAUUGGAAUCUAAUUUUGUACCACUAAUCUAUACCAAUAUAACAUGCUGCCAAACCAUGUACACAACUUUAGAUGAAAACAAUAA
This is a messenger RNA of Trifolium pratense (red clover), 2289 nucleotides long. Its product is annotated as CBL-interacting serine/threonine-protein kinase 2-like. Lineage: Eukaryota; Viridiplantae; Streptophyta; Magnoliopsida; Fabales; Fabaceae. Gene Ontology annotation, biological process: protein phosphorylation; signal transduction. The coding region runs from base 335 to 1753 and encodes 472 amino acids. The record is from RefSeq and is a predicted model, not a curated record. Gene Ontology annotation, molecular function: protein kinase activity; ATP binding. The transcript has 2 exons.